Exophiala viscosa is the source of this 1959-nucleotide messenger RNA. RefSeq lists its product as uncharacterized. The transcript has 4 exons. The coding region runs from base 1 to 1959 and encodes 652 amino acids. NCBI's taxonomy places the organism in Eukaryota, Fungi, Ascomycota, Eurotiomycetes, Chaetothyriales, Herpotrichiellaceae. The record is from RefSeq and is a predicted model, not a curated record.
AUGGCAGCACCGGUCCGGGCUCACACCAACCAAGUUAUUGAAGCCGCCAAAGUUCGUGCCAGAGAUGAGCAACAAAUGCAAAAUGCACUACAGAAUCUCCAAUUACAAUAUCACAUAUACAAUACCGAAAUCGAGCCUGAACACGAGGCAGAUUAUUAUUGUAACUGUCCCAUUCACAAUUACCAGAGGAUGAAAUGGAAUCGGUAUGGAGUACAGGAGAUGUGGUCAAAGGCAGUCAUGUAUCCUGGUGAAAAGUCAUACAACGAUAAUAAACAGAACAUAGGCCUAUUGAGCAGGAAUCCUUACAGGCUCCGCGUGGUGUCGCCGUAUGGUUUCUACCAAACCGCCUGGGGAGUGCAACGCCCACAGCCAGGAUACCAUGCCCAAUCCAUCCACCAAACGAUUGCGCUCAACAAUAGUUUGAAUAGUCAGGCGCAAGCUAAUAUCGAUGACAAGGAGCCCAAGGUCAACAUCUGGGACGACGAUGCACUCAGUGCCGCAAUGUCUCAAGUCCGCAUUGCCGCAGCGAAUGACAAGAAGCAAGCAAUCAAUACACCGAACGGGAAUGGUCCUGUGGCGAUGGGAGAGAAGCCUUCCUCCUCUUCUGGAGAUCGGAAGCCAGAGAAAUCCAAAGUGUCGAGGUUCUCGAGUUUCCGACAAAGCAUUGGCAUCAAGUCCUCAGAAGAAAAGGUGGUCGCGAAGACGGAAAAGUCCGUGUACAAAGGACGCGAAAUUCGCGACGCAAUCGUCGCCGAGGAGAACGGGCGUUGGCCUGACGAGGAGUGGCGAUAUAUUGUGCAGGUAUACCAAGAAAAGGUUGGCAUGACCAGAAAGAUCGCCGAUCUUCGAAACCGCCAUCCAAUACAAUACCUUCAUCUGCUCAGAGCUGGUUACUUUGAGCCUAUUCCGGUGGCCUGGGCUAAUCAAGCCUCGAAUCCAUUGAAGUUCAGCAUUGAGGCCGCUGGAGGUUGGAGAGGGAUCACUCCUAACUGGAGAGGCUACGAGGAUACCGCGGAGGAGCGGUUGUACUGGGUCUUGAACCACAGAGAAGGGAGUGUUGGAAUGAGAAUGAAGCCGGACUUUAUCUCUGAGAUGGACAUGGCUCGUGCGAGAAUGGCCAAGGCUGUCGAGCCGCCUCCCGAGUAUUUCUCCAGUACAGACACCUGCCACUUGCAACACACCUCGGAAGGAUACUCCAAGCAAGUUAUGCCUGCGCCCUUUCUGGCCUAUGAUCGACCUGAAGUGCCGACGGAUGACACAAUGAUUCUGUUGGAUGUUUCUGGCUCAAUGGAUUUCGACCCUUUACGGCCGAACUACAAUCAGUAUCUCAUUACUGGUUAUUCCAAGUCUACACAACCGAAAAAUAAAGAUGUUGCGAAAGCAAUCAUUCGACGUUUUACCGACGCCAUGUCCAACCACGACCACGCCUUUCAAGGCUAUGAUCUGACCACUUUCUCGAGCGCAGCUAACUACAUUGGCACCAUCAACCACAAAAAUCUCAAUGAAAUGUGGCGGAAGGUCAGAAUAGGGGGUGGAACUCGUGUCAUGACAGGCUGGCAGAAAGUCAAGGAACUGCAUUUCCAGAAGCAUUCCGAGUCUGCAACGCAUCAUCCGGUGUAUGGAUGGCAAGCCGGACCCGAGACGCCCAUGCUGCGUCUGCUACUUCUGCUUGAUGGCGAAGCAACCGACAUGGACGAGUUCGAGCUUGAUCUUCUUGGGCUCUCGUGGGCCCAUGUUACGAUAUUUCUCAUUGGCGUGGAUGGAUGUCCACAUCACCAUCGCCAUGCUAACGAGUUGCAGCGUAUCGGCGAUGUCAACCAUCAUGUCUCCUUUGUUGAUGCGCAGGGAAACACGCCUGAGCGUUUCGUCACGCAUGAACUACUCAAGAGGCAUUUGGGUUAUGAGCUUUCGAUGUCAGAGUUUGAGCAGAUUGAAGAGUUGCCGGGCUAUUCAGAAUAA